Molecule: messenger RNA, 4797 nt
Organism: Balaenoptera acutorostrata (minke whale)
Lineage: Eukaryota; Metazoa; Chordata; Mammalia; Artiodactyla; Balaenopteridae
Gene: MLIP
Product: muscular LMNA interacting protein
Exons: 14
Coding region: 105-3044 (979 amino acids)
Biological process (GO): negative regulation of transcription by RNA polymerase II
Cellular component (GO): nuclear envelope; sarcolemma; PML body
Molecular function (GO): lamin binding; transcription corepressor activity
Source: RefSeq, a predicted model, not a curated record
UUGGAAUGUCCUGCAAUAUCUAACACGUAAGCGCGUCACAUCGUUUUCUAGACAGAAUCGGAAUCUCACUUUUUCUGUCUCUCUCUCUCUCAUUCUCUUUCAACAUGGAAUUUGAAAAGCAUGAAAAAGGAAGCUUAUUAAACCAGAAUUUAGAGGAGAAACUGAAGGUCUCUUCUGGUGAUUCUGAAGCCAAACCUCUGAUCUUCACAUUUGUCCCCACUGUGAGAAGACUACCAACCCACUCCCAGUUGGGUGACACCUCUAAAUUCAUUGUUAAAAUUCCUGAGGAACCAAGUGAUAAGACUCCAGAAACUGUAAAUAGGUCUGAUUCCAAUGAGUACUUGACCUUGAAUGUUGGGAGCCAACGGGAGAGAGACCGAGGAACAUUGACUUAUCCUUUAGAGGUCAAGGACAAGGCUUCCCAAGGAAGGGGACUUAAAGCAAACGAACCUCAAGGAAUGCAGCAAAGUGACCUCUUCAAAGCUGAAUAUGUCUUUAUUGUGGACUCUGAGGGGGAAGAUGAAGCUCCAAGCAGAAAAGGUGAACAAGGUCCCCCAGGGGGGAUGGGCACCACAGCUGCUCGGCCCACGUCUCUAGCAAUCUCCUCCAGUCUGGUCUCUGAUGUGGUACGCCCCAAAACUCGGGGGGCAGACCUCCAGUUUCCGUCACAUCCUGAAAUGCCUCAUGGGAUGGCUCCUCAGCAAAAACAUGGGCCGUUAACUUCUCCCACUGCCUCUGAGCAGCUUGCCUGUAAACCACCUGCUUUCUCCUUUGUUUCUCCAACUAAUCAGAAAACACCACCUGUCCCAGUCGACCUAGCCGGAGCCUCUGUCCUGGAGGAGUUCCACGCGAGGAGGCUGGAUGUCAGUGGGGCCCUGGUGGAAGAAACAGCCACGUACUUUCAAACUUCCGCUCACUCUGCACCCUUUUUUGCACCGAAGGGCACGUCCUCGACGUCACAGUUCCCCCAUCCCGCUCAAUUAUCAGGUUCUCACUCAUCCAGUCCAAGUGCAGUCCAGCAAAAACCUGGCCUGACGUCUGAAGUCCUCAAGAAGACUGUCACCUCGCCUGUCCUUAGUCCCAGAGAAAGUCCGAGAACCUCUUCUCCUUCACUGUCCUCCGGUGCUUCUCUGAAGUCGAAUUCAGCCUCCUACAUCCCAGUCCGCAUCGUCACGCACUCACUCUCUCCGAGUCCCAAACCCUUCCCCUCCCCUUUCCACGGCUCUUCUUCCACUGUCUGUAGCCAAGCGUCAUCCAGCGGGAACGUCUCAAAGUCAGGGGUGAAAUCCCCAGUGCCCUCCCGGCUUUCCCUCCUCACUGCCAUCCUCAAGUCCAACCCUUCUCACCAAAGACCCCUUUCCCCGGCUUCCUGUCCCACCUUCUCUCUCAACUCCCUGGCUUCUUCCAGGCUCACACUCGAUCAAAAAGUUAAACAAACCUCUCCUACGCCUAAAAAAUCCCUCUCGAGUUGCUCCCUGCGAGCGGGGUCUCCAGAGCAAAGGGAAAACCAGGUUUCUGAUCUCAGCCAGCAAUCCUUUCCCUUCCCUUCUUCCACUAAAGCUGCUCCCCUUCCUCUGGCAUCCUCCCUUUCUCCCCCCAAACAGGGCAGUAGCAGCCUUGCUUCUUUGAAUGUAGAGAAAAUGCCAUCCCCCCCUUCUUUGAAGAGCAGCCCAAUGAUUUCCCAGCUGCAAACCAGUACCUCCAGUUCUACGGGUCUGCCUCCUGUCCCUCCAAGCUUUUCUCCUCUGUUUUCCAAGGGCAGACAGGAUGCUGACCUCAGGGGCCCAGGAAAGCCCAAGGAUAUUUCUCCACAUCCUUCUGCGUUAGCCUCCUUGGCAUCAUCUUCGGUGUCUCCUCCCACUAACCCAAGAGCCAGGCUCCCCUCUCCAGAGAAAUGCUACCAUCCUUCCCCAACUCUUUCAAACCUGAUAAACAGAUCCAAGAGAGCAUCAGCACCUCUCUCUGGCCAGGGGCAGACACCUUUAGCUCCUCCUCCACACCCUGUCUCCAGCGCUGGCUCUGCCUCUCUUCCCCAACUGGGGUGCUCCGUUCUCCCUCGUGCUAAUCCGCCCACGGAGGUGCGCCACCUCAGUCCCUCAGCGCUGCACCCAAAUCUUACCCUGCCUUCAAGAAUUGGGAAAUCCGAAAGCUCCAUAUCUGACCACAGGUCAUCUGUUUCAUCCCCAUCACCUCCCAUCUCUCUAACAAGAACCAACGAGCUGAUUUCACCUUGUGCAUUGUCCAUGUCAACAGGCCCUGAAAAUAAGAAACACAAGCAAUACAAGACCAAGUCCAGCUACAAGGCUUUUGCAGCAAUCCCAACAAACACAUUGCUUUUGGAACAGAAGGCACUAGACGAACCAGCCAAGACAGAGAGCAUCUCCAAGGACAACACAUUAGAUCCACCUCUGGAGUUGUGUUCCCCUGAACAGCUCAGGCAGCAAACUGAAGAGCUCUGUGCUACCAUUGAUAAGGUCUUACAGGAUUCCUUGUCUAUGCAUUCUUCUGAUUCUCCUUCAAGUUCCCUACAGACAUUUUUGGGUUCUGACACAAUCAAAACACCUACAACUCUUCCAAGAGCAGCUGGUCGAGAAACCAAAUAUGCAAACCUCGCCUCACCAUCUUCUACGGUAUCUGAGAGUCAGCUGACGAAGCCUGGAGUAAUUCGCCCUGUACCUAUAAAAUCCAAAAUAUUACUGAAAAAAGAGGAGGAAGUCUAUGAACCCAACCCUUUCAGUAAAUACCUGGAAGAGCACAGUGACUUCUUUUCUGAGCAGGAUGUGCCUGUCCCUCCCAAGCCUGUUUCUCUCCAUCCUUUAUAUCAAACUAAACUCCAUCCUCCUGCUAAGUCUCUGAUGCAUCCACAGACCCUCCCACACGCUGACUGUCUUACCCCAGGACCCUUCAGUCACUUGUCCUCCUUCUCCCUGAGUGAUGAACAGGAGAAUUCUCACACCCUGUCUAGUCACAACGCAUAUAAUAAGUUGAGUCAUCCAAUGAUGGCUAUUCCGGAACACGAAACUCUUGAUUCCGAAGAGCAAUGAAGAUGGAGCAGAAGUGAAAACCCAGACUGGGCUGAAGUUUUUUGGAGUGCUGGUGCUAAUCACUUGCUAGAUUUAACUUUUAUUACUACUUUUUUUCAGUCUUAGUGUUUCCUUUAUGAGCUGCAGUGGAACUAAAAAAAAGUUUCCUGCAGGCAUAUAACAUGGAAGUACUCACUAAUACCUGGCAUAGGAGACAUUUACUUACACUUUCUCCCACCACUGUUAGAGCCUUGAAUGCCUUCUAUUAAGCUGACAGCAAUACUAACAUGCCCCUCUGUUUAGAAGCCAAAUAAAGAAGAAUCACAGGGAAAAAGAAGGAUGGGUGUGACGAUUUUUCAACACCAGUUUUAUUUAAUGCACACAUUACUCCCUGAAUCAAGUUUUAUUCCCCUUCUGCUUAAUUUCUUUUUCAUAUAAAAAAAAAGAACACCAACUUUUUAAAAAGGAACCCCUGCCUGCUUUCAGGAGUUUAUUGGGGGAGCUCUUGAAUGUGAGAAAGUUGGUAUUUUCACAAAAUGCAUGCUAUUUUCCUGUUCUGUUUGGGUUCUGUGCUUGUUGGGACAGACAGUCAUGUUGAGUUGGUGUUGCUGGAAUGUUUCUAACAUCACUGUCUCUCUGAACAUCACCACAUGAUUCUUGCAAAAGCUACUUCAGCGUUAGUUUGUACCCAUAAUCUUGGGAGCAGCCAAAACCAUAGAGUGAACCACACUGUUGGUGACAAUCCCGGAGCCAACCUCCAGCAGGCCCAAUGCCCAUCAUAUUGGCCGUGGUCUCUUUCUUUCCCAGCUGCCAUCCUCAGUAUCCUGUGCUCAACUUCCCUAAGUGGCUUCCUUUUUCUAGUCUUCUACUGGGGCAAAACACUGAGGAAGAGUCCACAAUAGUUCUGGGACAGUGAGCUCCUGGUAGCAGAGGACUCUCAGUAGAGACUAUACCCUUGCACACAACCCAUGCUCCCCUGGGAGCCAGCUCUGUCUGAGCCAUGGCUCCCUCAGACCACUGCUCCAUCACCCCCAUCAUCGUGCCCAGGGCAAAGCAGGGAGAGUUGCCCACAGAAGAGCCACUGGCCUCCUCAUCCUCCACAGGCCAUUUUGGAAGGCUCCAUUGCCAGUCAUCAGUUGGCACCUGGAAAUACAAAGUUCUCAUCAUCUCCUCCAUUAGUGCGUGAGGAGCAGUGGAGACUUAGUAAAGCUUUCUGCUCUCUCUCCUCCCCCAAACAAAAAUCUCUACCUACUAAAUGGUGUGAGGCAUCACUUUAGAUUAUUGAUAACCAUCUCUAGUAUUCAGUGUGCUCUGAUCAUGUGUCAGGCACCAUGAAUUUGACUUAACCUUCACAAUGAGCCUGUGAGACAGGUAAUAGUAUUAUUCAUAUUUUAUGUUUGUAAGAAUAGGCUCCAAAAGGUUAAAUCAAGCUAGUAAGUGGUAGAGACAGAAUUAACAUCCAGAUAAUCAGAUUCUAAGACCAAGUCAUUUAUUCAAUCAUUUGUCCAUUCAUUUUUGACUUUGAGAAUAAAAGGUUGAGUUGAUCACACUCCCUAGUUCAUUGCUGUUAUAAGUUUGGGCAAGACCCUCUCUUCUGUGUACUUGUUGAUUGGAUGAUUGAUUGAUUAACUUUUAUAACAAUUUCUAUCUUCCCUUCUGCUAUAAGCACACAUUCUUGUGUUUGAUAAAUAUUCUUUACCUAUAUAUGUUUUGAAGAUGUGCAUUGUUUUUCUCUGCAUAUGUAUUUAAUAAAAGUAAAUGACAUUAUAGUUUA